GUCCGGCCCUGUGUCUGCGCUGUAAGAUGGCGGCCGCCAGCCCCGAUCCACCGACGCUGAACGGGCCGGAGGAGUUGACGGAUCCGGCGGGGGACGAGGCGGAGGCUCUGAGCGCCUCGGAGGAGGUCUGGAAUAUCAAGCAGAUGAUCAAAUUAACUCAGGAGCACAUUGAAGCCUUGUUGGACAAGUUUGGGGGAGAUCAUAACCCACCUUCUAUCUAUUUGGAGGCAUAUGAAGAGUACACAAGCAAGCUGGAUGCACUGCAACAGCGUGAACAGCAAUUGUUGGAGUUGGAGUCCAUCGGCAAUGGCACGGAGUUCCCAAACACUAACCCCACCAACACGGAGUUGUUGGAGCCCUGCACUCACCUUUCUGUCACUCGGAACUCUCCAUGUCUGUUACCAAACCCAAAUGACAGUUCAAUGGUCAACCCCAAAUCGCCUCAGAAACCCAUCGUUCGAGUCUCUCUGCCCAACAAGCAGAGGACAGUGGUUCCAGCACGAUGUGGGGUGACAGUGCGAGACAGCCUGAAGAAAGCUCUGAUGAUGAGGGGACUGACGACAGACUGCUGUGCAGUCUACAGAACACAGGAUGGGGAGAAGAAGCCGAUCGGUUGGGAUACAGAUAUGUCUUGGCUUACGGGAGAGGAGUUGCAGGUGGAGGUGCUGGAGCACGUUCCGCUCACCACACACAACUUUGUUCGAAAGACUUUUUUCACACUGGCGUUCUGCGAUUUUUGCCGUAAAUUGCUGUUUCAGGGUUUUCGUUGUCAGACAUGUGGGUACAAGUUCCACCAACGCUGUAGCACAGAGGUGCCCCUCAUGUGUGUGAAUAUUGACCAGCUAGAUUUGCUAAUUCUUUCACGAAUCUAUGAAAACCAUCCAAUUACCCAAGAUGAUGUGUCAUCCAUAGGAACACCACCUGGCUCAGGGAUGUAUCCUUCAGUCCCAACCUCCGACUCCACAGGGUCCCUUUCCCACCCCAUCACCUCCCCAACAAAAUCAAUUCCAAUCCCACAGCCUUUCAGACCUGGGGAAGAAGACCAACGGAAUCAGUUUGGACAGAGGGACAGAUCAUCCUCUGCUCCAAAUGUACAUCUCAACACAAUCGAGCAGGUCAAUAUUGAUGGUCUGAUCCGAGACCAGGAUCUACAUCGAGGUGAUGGAGGCCCCUUGACGCAGCCGGUCAGGUGCCUCAGGAAAUACCGCUCUCGGACUCCCAGCCCUUUGUUGCAAUCUUACCCCAAUGACAUUGUCUUUGAUUUUGAGCCUGGUCCCGUGUUCAGAGGGUCCACAGCAGGGCUUUCUGCUACACCACCUGCUUCACUGCCUGGAUCUCUGUCCAGUGUGAAAACAUUGCAGAAGUCACCUGGCACACAGCCUCGAGAGAGGAAGUCAUCAUCUGAGGACCGGAAUAAGAUGAAAACUAUAGGCCGAAGAGACUCCAGUGACGACUGGGAGAUUUCUAACGGACAGAUCACACAAGGCCAAAGGAUAGGAUCAGGCUCAUUUGGAACAGUAUAUAAAGGAAAAUGGCAUGGUGACGUUGCAGUGAAGAUGCUUAAUGUUACAGCUCCAACACCUCAACAGCUACAAGCCUUUAAAAAUGAAGUAGGAGUUCUCAGGAAAACUCGGCAUGUGAACAUCCUUUUAUUCAUGGGUUACACCACGACUCCGCAGCUUGCCAUCGUGACACAGUGGUGUGAGGGUUCCAGUCUGUACCACCACCUUCACAUCAUUGAGACCAAGUUUGAGAUGAUUAAGCUAAUUGAUAUUGCCCGCCAGACUGCACAGGGCAUGGACUACCUGCAUGCAAAAUCCAUAAUUCACAGAGAUCUGAAGAGUAAUAAUAUUUUUCUACAUGAAGAUCUAACAGUUAAGAUCGGAGAUUUCGGGUUGGCGACAGUGAAAUCCCGAUGGAGUGGGUCGCAUCAAUUUGAACAGCUGUCUGGUUCUAUCCUUUGGAUGGCCCCUGAGGUGAUUCGAAUGCAAGAUAAGAACCCCUAUAGUUUCCAGUCUGAUGUCUACGCCUUUGGGGUGGUUCUGUAUGAGUUAAUGAGCGGACAGUUACCCUAUUCCAACAUCAAUAACCGUGAUCAGAUAAUCUUCAUGGUUGGCAGAGGUUACCUGACCCCUGACCUCACCAAGGUGCGCAAUAACUGUCCAAAGGCAAUGAAGCGGUUAAUGGCAGAUUGUCUGAAAAAGAAACGGGAUGAAAGGCCUCUGUUCCCUCAGAUUCUCGCUUCUAUUGAGCUGCUGGCCAGGUCCUUGCCAAAGAUUCACCGCAGUGCGUCCGAGCCCUCACUCAAUCGUGCCGGCUUCCAGACUGAGGACUUCAGUCUGUAUACCUGCGCUUCCCCAAAGACGCCCAUCCAGGCUGGAGGAUAUGGAGAGUUUACUGCAUUCAAAUAGAUGGUUCAUCAUUUAUCACCAUCGAAGCAGGUGUCUGCCAUCACGUCUUGUGUCCUUCCAGUUGUUCUGGGGUUUAAUCUGCAAAACAGAAACUACAGCUGCUGAUGGAGCUGCCUGAGCCACAUUUGUACCAUUUUAAAGACACAUUCUGCUGCCAGUUUCUGCCAAGCUGUAGUUUUGAAGUUAUUGACUCUGAAUGCGAGUUCCCCUUUAACCAGCGAUAGAAGCUGAAAGUGUUGAUCAUCUCCCUCGAGGAAGGACAAAAUGGCUUCUUCGGACACUGCUGGGGUGAACGUUGUGGUGAGAGGGCAGGGGUCAGUGGUGAGGAAGAAUCGUUGGAGCUUGAAGGCCAGAGGACGUUAAUGGUGGAGCGUGAUUCUUCUAGGAGAUUGUACACCUGCAUCCUCUCAUUGCCUCUCUGCCCCAGGCGUGGUUGUGCAAUAACCUUAUUUAUGACUGAGUGAGAGCUGUUACAGGUGGAUGGGGCUUUAGUCCGGUGACUCAAUUGGCCCAUGUCCCUCUGUCACAGAGGGCAGGGCGCAGAGAUACGCAUUGAUACUGAGCCAGCGUUUAUUUAUAUACAUUUUUAAUUUAUUUGUUUUAUUAUCCCCUCUGCUCAUGAGUUCUCCCACUGAUGUCUUUGUUCUCAUUCCCUACACAGGGUCUUUGCAGUCGGCCGGUGAUUUGAAUGGUUGUGAGUGGAGUUUGGUUAAUGUUAUUGUUUACCCUUGAAAGAUGUUUUCCGCUAUUCCUGGUGCUUAUUUUGCAUGGUGGAGGAAAGUUACUUGUCUUACCCGUGGAGUGGGAUUUAAUACUAGAACAGGAUUGAACUGUGAAACAGAUUCUAAAUGCACACCAAGGGUUUGGGAGAGUAUAAGGGCAACACAUCAAUGUCAAAUCCUAGCCAGAAGUGUCAGUGCUCCUGAUCAGAGAGUAAAUGGGUCAGGGAGGUAACUCCUGUGGGCACUGGAAUAGCUACACAGUAGGGAAGGUGGGAGCAAUGCUGGGGUAGGGUGGGGCUUUGCUGUAACGUAGCCCAGAGAUGCUCUGCAGUAUGGCAGCCCGAGGAGAAGGUGAAUGGCUCUGCUACCAACUGGUUUCUUGCUGCCAUUUAAAAUCAUUGCUUUCUAGAACUGGUGAUAUUAUAGAAGACCUCACCCAUGAUCACAAUGUGGGUAAUAUUAAUCAGAUGGGGUGAGGUUGCUACCAAUAUUUCAGAAUAUUUAGGGUCACUUACAAUGUUGAUGUUGCCUUCAUAAGUUAAAGAGCUAGGCCCUUGAGAGUCUUGCCUCAGACGCUAGGCCUGACCUAAGCACUCGAGUCAGGAGUUUGGGUGUGGAAGAGCAGGUGCUUUCUUGCAGGCACAGUAGCUCAUUACCAAGGCUGAAAGAGAUGUGAUAUCUGAAAAGUGCAAACACAGCAUAAUCAUGUAUUUGAGUUUAGGCUUACAAAUUCACACUAAGCAUUCCGUUUACUCCCACUGGUUGUUGAGUCUCAGAACAGUGAGAUUCAAAACCCAAACAGGGACCACUGUCUUUUUUAACCAUCCUUGCAUAUGAUUCAAAAACAUUUUAAAUUGAGCAAAACCUAUUUACCCUAAUAACUACUUUGUUUUUGUUUGCAUUCUAUUCUCCAUUGCUGCCUCCCUCCACCUGACCCCUUUCAAUGUGAUUUAAACCUGAAUACAGUUUUAUUCCGUCGUCGUGUUAGAACCAAGCUUGGAUUGUGAUGUUUGUCUAGCCUUCAGGCAUGGAGUGCCAUCAUUUCCAGCUUGGUUCAGCGGAACCAGCUCCCUUCACGGUGCUGCUCCUGCAUUGCAAUUUGCCAGCCGCACAAGCAGACUGAUGAAAAUGCUCAUUCCAUUAGGCAAGGACAGAUGAUUGGUGUUAUUCAGGUGUGCCAUGGGAGUUUGACCUUGGCACCACAAGAGUCAGUUGCAACCAUUCCAAUAACACACUUAAGCAAUAGUUUGAUUUAGUUAUUUUUCAAACUGGUUUUAUUUCUAUUUAAGUUUAAAGAAACAUUCCUCACUACAAGAAUAGAUUUUAAGGUACAAUGCAGUUUGUGAAGGCAUGGAGCUUUCAAACUGUACUCUUCACUUGGGCACUGCUACAUUUAGAAUUGGAUUUCUGAAGUUGUGACUUCUACAGUUUUGACUGUAUAGACUGGGGGUGAGGAUCUUUACUUUGCCUACAAUGACUGGGCUUUGCACUAUGUUACUAAGUUGAGAAGCUGUGCAUUUGGAUCACCAGUAGGCUCCCCAACUUAGUUUCCUCAUGGACCGGGAAUAUCACAAGACCAGGCUGAAAGGGCCUUUCAUAUGAGACUAAACAGGUGAUACAGAUGGCAUAACCUCUUACAAGUGGUGUAUUACUAGUAAAUAUUCAGCAUCUGCUGGUAACACACCAGAUUUAAGGGGCUAGGCAAGGUGUCCAUAUCAUCAGCUUGCCCUCAUGGCGAGUGCCAAAGUGCAAGCAAAUGAAAUAUCAAAGGAUACUAUUUAACAUUUUGGGUGGGGUACCAGUGUGUGGAAGAAGGGCAUGUGCUUUCUUGCAACCUUUUGGAAAGGCUUGCAGACAACAGGUUGAAAGAGAUGGUCACCACAUCAUCACACGUUUGAGUUACUAGGCUUACAAAUUCACACUAAGCAUUCCAGUUAUGGCCACCAGCUUUUGAUGUCUCCAGGUGCUCAGCCUCUGCUUCAGCUUACAGCUUUAACUUUAGUGUGAUGUGUACCCACCAGAGUUUAAGGUCAAGAUAAUGUAGGAAUCCGAGUCAAUGUUAACAGCACUUGAGGACUUUAUCCUUUCAUCUGUUAGAGAAGCAGAAGCUAAAUACCAUCUCUCCCUCGAGUUGUGGCAUCUAAAGGCCAACUCUUAGAGGGAACUAAGGGUGAAGAAUGUACUGUGAAAUUAAUGUUGUUGGUUUACAUUAAAUAAUUUUUAGCUGCAGCUACAUAAAUCAUGCAGGUGUUGGCCAUUGGUCCAGUGCCUGCACUAACCAAGAUUUUCUGCUUUGCCCUCAGCCCUGACCUUGCCAGAGAUGGCUUUCCUUAUCAUCUUUGUACAUUAUCUUUUAAUUCAUUACCCUUGUGGACUGCAGCCAGUGGCUCUACCCAUUAAGGAGCCAACACCAAUGCAUUUUUCCCCCCAGAAUGCAGCAGGACCCUACUUAGAAAGUACUGUUGUCCCCAUUCAUGUUUUGUUUAUAAAUUAGGAAAAGCAAAGCUUCAAGUGGUCACUGUCUUUCCCCCUUUGGAGAGGUGUGAAGACAGUUACAGUGCAUUCCCACCAAUCCUUCCCCUUGGUUUAUUUUCUGUAAAUUUGUACAGUGGAAUAUAUUGUCAGUUUGCUAUAGAGCAUGGAUACAAAGUUUUGAUAGAUAAUUCAAAAACCUUGUGUAAAGUUAUUUAAGAUUGUAUUAUAAAAGUUAUAUGUAUGUGAAUAUGGAAAACAUGCUAUAAUAAAGGACCUGCAUGGAG
Molecule: messenger RNA, 5892 nt
Organism: Amblyraja radiata (thorny skate)
Lineage: Eukaryota; Metazoa; Chordata; Chondrichthyes; Rajiformes; Rajidae
Gene: braf
Product: B-Raf proto-oncogene, serine/threonine kinase
Exons: 20
Coding region: 27-2411 (794 amino acids)
Biological process (GO): MAPK cascade; protein phosphorylation
Cellular component (GO): mitochondrion; cytosol; plasma membrane
Molecular function (GO): ATP binding; MAP kinase kinase kinase activity
Source: RefSeq, a predicted model, not a curated record